AUGCCGUUCAUUUUCCCCAGGCGGCACCGUCACUAUAAGCUCACCCUUUGGUUGAUGGUCGCCGAGCUUCCGAUUACGGUCGUUAUCCUGACUCUGACGGGUAUUGCUUCACACAACACUUAUCGGACGUUGCUAUGGCAAGAUGGUGCAGACAAUGGGUUCAACAGCGCUCCUAAUGCGGCGUUGUACGCGGCUGCUAACUACCGACCAUACACGGCUCCCUUGGUUUGGUCGUCAUUUAUGACCAAUUACAACCUGGUUAUCGGAGUCCUCAGCGUUUUCCUAUUGAUCGUCAAAUUCCCCGUUCACUGCAUGCACCUAUUCUUCCCUCCUCUCGGGGCCUUCAUCCACGGUGCCAUCAUGGUGCUUUACAUCGUCUCAGCUCGGUACCAGGCUGGCAGUGACAUGUCAGACCCGAAGCACCCCCAACCGGGACCACCUUGGUAUAUCACGAAGAACUGCAAUGUUGCUGCGCACAAGUCAAAUAUUGGAUACUGCGAACAAGCCAAGUCGCUUUUCGCCGUCUCAGUCGUUAUGAUGUACGAGAAUCCCAGUGUCCAUGCUAGGUAUGAAUUUCGUCAUACUAACAGCCGCCUCGAUAGUUUCCUCUACUUUGUGGAAUUCGUAGUGGUCGUCCACUCCUGCUUCAUCACCAAGGAAGAGCGCGAAGAGAUCCUGGAGCAAAGGGAAGAGAAGCGCAUUGAGAAGGAAUUCGAAGAGGAGAUCAUGAAAUCACCCAGUAUGAUCCCCAUGACACCUGGCUUCGUCGGCCAAGAUCACGGCAUGAUCCCCCGAACUCCCGGAUACCCACCGAUGGUCGCCACGAGCCCCGUUACACAUGGAGGAAUUCUCCACGCACCAUUUACUCCCCGGAUGACGGCACGUACACCGGGCUUUAAUAGACUUGGUGCUGCAAGUCCUUCUUCGGACCUUCCGCUGCGGGAUCACUCGAAUAUGCUUACGCCGAUACAAACUCAACCAGUACAGACGAUAGAGCCACAGACAGCGUCGGCAUCUGGAUCAGCGAUGUACUUCCCACCUCCGCCUAAGAAGGCAUCGAAGAAAUAA
Messenger RNA from Penicillium cataractarum, 1068 nucleotides. RefSeq lists its product as uncharacterized. The record is from RefSeq and is a predicted model, not a curated record. Lineage: Eukaryota; Fungi; Ascomycota; Eurotiomycetes; Eurotiales; Aspergillaceae. The coding region runs from base 1 to 1068 and encodes 355 amino acids. The transcript has 2 exons.